This is a messenger RNA of Ochotona curzoniae (black-lipped pika), 2085 nucleotides long. RefSeq names its product outer mitochondrial membrane lipid metabolism regulator OPA3 (gene OPA3). The transcript is spliced from 2 exons. Lineage: Eukaryota; Metazoa; Chordata; Mammalia; Lagomorpha; Ochotonidae. The record is from RefSeq and is a predicted model, not a curated record. Gene Ontology annotation, biological process: signal transduction; regulation of lipid metabolic process. Gene Ontology annotation, cellular component: membrane; mitochondrion. The coding region runs from base 33 to 605 and encodes 190 amino acids.
CCGGGCUGCGCGUGCCCAGUGCGGCCGCCAAGAUGGUGGUGGGCGCGUUCCCCAUGGCGAAGCUGCUCUACCUGGGCAUCCGGCAGGUCAGCAAGCCGCUGGCCAACCGCAUUAAGGAGGCCGCCCGCCGCAGCGAGUUCUUCAAGACCUACAUCUGCCUCCCUCCGGCUCAGCUGUACCACUGGGUGGAGAUGCGGACCAAGAUGCGCAUCAUGGGCUUCCGGGGCACAACCAUCAAGCCGCUGAACGAGGAAGCGGCCGCCGAGCUGGGCGCCGAGCUGCUGGGUGAAGCCACCAUCUUCAUCGUGGGCGGAGGCUGCCUGGUCCUGGAGUACUGGCGCCAGCAGUCGCAGCAGCAUCGCAAGGAGGAAGAGCGGCGGGCCGCCUGGGAUGCGCUGCGGGACGAGGUGGGCCACCUGGCGCUGGCGCUCGAGGCGCUGCAGGCGCAGGUGCAAGCGGCACCGCCGCAGGGCGCGCUGGACGAGCUGCGUGCCCAGGUGCAGGAGGUGCGCGCCCAGCUCUGCGCUUCCAACAACGCCGACCAGCGGCAAGCACACCAAGCCGAGAAGUCCCCGCCCCAAGCGCCAUCGACGUCUAAGAACUAGGGGACUACUGAAGCUGAACUUGAACAUGGCUGUGUGUGCCCUGCCUGGCCGUCUUCCCCACCAGACCCUGCCUGCGCUGGCCCAACAGAAACCAUGGGGAUUUUGAGGCUGCUUGGUACUUGGGUGCCACAUGUCUUCUGUUAUGCCGCCCCCACAGGUGAAGCUAGGCAGCUGUGGCUACCCCUCCAGCUCCGAGUCACUGGCACCACCUACAAGGCUCGCCUUCCCCCUCAGACCACAGGGACCUACUCCGUCCUGGCCUGCUGGACACCAAGAGACCUCUUCUGGCAAAAGAAAAAAAAAAGCUGGACUCACCACCCCAAUCCCUGAAACCUGAUGGGUGCUGCCUUCCCCUUGCCCUCCAAGACCCACCUGUGAUUUGGGACACCCCUCUUUUGUCAGAGGGGGCAGUGAUCACUCAAGUUCAGCCCCAGCUGAGCACCUGCUCUGGGAGGGGUCAGCAGAGGACCAAGGGGUAUCUGUGAGCCCCGCCCACAGCUGCAGGCGUGACUGGGCAGGGCCUUCUUCACCAGUGUCUCCUGCCAAGGUGGGGAUUUUGACCCUGGUCAGGGCCAAGCCAGUCUGUCCCCAGCCGUUCCUCCAGAUCCCUGAGUGCAGUGUGUGCAGGAACCCGGCAUCUUGGAAUGCCACUGAGAACCACAGCGGCCUCCACACCCAGCCUAGCGCCUGUUAGAGUGAGGCGAGCGCCUGCGAGGGGGCCUGGGCUCGUACCAGGGGCUUCUGCCCAGGUUAGGGAAACUGAGGCCCCCCCAGGGAAGCUAAGGGCAUGGCCACGACGUCCUGGCCACUCAGGCACUGGGUGCAGAGGAUGGAUGGACGGAAGCCUUGAGGUGGGGGUCAGCACAGCCCCAGACUGCAUGGAGACCGACCGUGGCAUUGAGUAAACAGGCGCAUGCCUCCUACCUGGGCCGGUUUCCACAAAGCUGUAGGGGCAAUGUGUGGGGGCUCAGAGCUAAGGCCAGUGGGAUGCCAGGACCUGCUCCAGUAGAGGUGGGGCACCAGGCUCAGAAACAGCCUCUUCACCCUUGCUGGAAGGGAUGGAGAGGCUGGGAGUGGUCUGAGGGAGGAAGUGAGGGGAAGAGCCCAGCACAGGAAGGGGCUGGGUGGAGCCAGAGGAGUGGCCUCAGUGCCUGGUUUCCAUGGUUACUACAUCCCAUCCCUAGCUAGCAGUCACUGUUCUAAACUGAUAGAGUCCCUGAGCGCUGGUGAGCUGCUGGAUGCUGGCCGCCGUCCCAGGUGCCUUACACUGGUGAGGAGUCGGGGAGGGACAGUCAUCUGCUCUGGGUCACACCAGUGGGAUGGAGGAUGGGAAGUCUGGGCCACAGACACCCCCCACCCACGCACACCCCGUCGCGGCUCUGGUUUCCUGCCAGCUAAACUCGGGUGGCUUUGUGGUCUGGUGUGGGGCGGGCCGGGGCAGGGCUAGAAUAAACUUAUGACUGAAGGUAGUGUCUUCAAA